AUGACGACGCCCCAGCUUCCGCAGCUCCAGCACCUGACCCCCGUACCGCUCGUCCCCACGCGGUCCUCGCAGGCCGCGGCCCCGAUCUCGUUCCUCGAGACCGUCGACCGCGUCGAGAUCAACGCGACCGUCGUGCGGCAUGACGUCGUCUACUACGUCGUGGACGUCUUCCUGCUGCACCACACGUCGCGCAUCCCGACGCUCAACACGCCCACGGCCAGCGCCUCGCAGCCGGACUACCAGGUGCUGCACCGCUUAUCGGACUUCGCCGAGCUGCGCUACCAGGCCUGGGCCUACGCGCAGCGCAAGCACGAGGACGGCCACAUCUGCAAGUACUGCAGCAAGUACAUGCACUUCAUCCUCUACUCGCUGUCGCAGCCGCGGCUCUACGUCAAGCUCGGCGCCGGCGUCGAGCGCCGCAAGAAGGUGCUCAAGAGCUUCUGCAACGCCUUCGUGGCCAUGGCGCUCAGCAGCAAGACGGAGCCCCACUCGAGAGACGCCGCGUGCGACGGCUGCCAGGCCAUCCCGCACCUCGUCGAGUGCUUCCUGCGCAGCUAAGCGGAGGAGGAGGCUUUAUGUUAUCCAUCGUCGUCGUUCAAGUCUAUCAACUCUAUAAGCAAGCGUCUCGAAAGUCGAGCGACGCGUGCGUGCAAUGAUCUACACUACGUCGUAGCAAGUAUAUACACUAGGAACUAAGGUAAUAGCGAACUAUCAACUCA
This is a messenger RNA of Phytophthora sojae, 719 nucleotides long. RefSeq lists its product as hypothetical. Lineage: Eukaryota; Oomycota; Peronosporomycetes; Peronosporales; Peronosporaceae. Bases 1 to 558 code for a protein of 185 amino acids. The record is from RefSeq and is a predicted model, not a curated record. The transcript has a single exon.